CACAGCAGCGGACUAAUUCAGCUGAGUGACCGUUGGAAUACUUGAAAUAUGGAUUUGCACAACAAUGGCCCAGAAGAUGUUCUACCUGUAGUGAUUAUUGGCAAUGGGCCUUCUGGAAUCUGCCUCUCAUACUUGCUGUCAGGAUACACACCCUACUUGUCUCCAGAGGCCUUUCAUCCUAAUCCGAUCCUGCAAAGCAAACUUGCUGAGAACCCAAAUGUGUCUUUAUUUGAACAGGACCUGAAGUACCUGUGUGAGGGCCUAGAGGGAAGAUCUUCAAACCCUGUGGCUCUACUUUUUGAUUCAUUGCUCCUCCCAGACAGCGACCUUGGAUUGGAUUGUGCUUCACCGUUGCUAUGGCGCCAUGAGCCAGAGAGGGCCAUAUCCCACCUUGUGCUUGGCAAAGGACCACCUGGAGGGGCAUGGCAUGCCAUGGAAGGAUCCAUGUUGACACUCAGCCUCGCUAACUGGAUGGAGCUUCCUGGGCUUCAACUAAAGGACUGGAUGAGGGAAAAACGCAGGAAUGUUCGCAAUGACCGUGCUACAUCAGCUGAUAUUGCUUCAUACUACCAAAACUAUGUGAGAGUAAAGGGGCUGAGUAGCAACUUCGCCUGUGCGACCACAGUCAACUCAGUGCAUCGCGUCUCUGUCAACAAUGACCGAUCCAUCUGGCACAUUCAAGGCACACAGACAAAAGAAGAUGGAGAAGAGGUAUCAUUUUUACUGUGGGCAGACAAAGUGGUGGUGGCAACAGGCACACAUGAUUCCCCUGCUCGUCUGGGCACAGAGGGUGAGUCAUUACCCUUUGUGUGCCACAGCUUCAGUGAGUUUGAGGCAGUCAUUUCACGUGGUCACCUGUCUGAUACCUCAGACCCUGUGCUUGUGGUUGGUGCAGGGCUCACGUCAGCUGAUGCUGUGCUGUGCGCUCACCACCUGAAUGUGCCUGUAUAUCAUGCAUUCCGACGUGGCAUCUCUGAUCCAGCACUUAUCUUCAACCAGCUUCCUCGCGUCCUCUAUCCGGAGUACCAUAAAGUGCACCAAAUGAUGAGCCAGCAGCAGUACCAGCUGGGUCAUUCAAGUCCUGAUAUACCUUCACAGAACCUGACAUUUUCCUGCCCUUACCCUGGGUAUAUGAGCUUUCCCAAGCACCAUGUCACGGCUUUUAAACCCAAUGGCAAGUGCACACUAGUGGCAGACGAUGGGCAGCAUUUGGUGCUAAAGAUCUCAUUAGCUUUAAUUUUAAUUGGUUCUCAGCCCAAUCUGUCAUUUUUGCCUGGGGAGGGCCGGCAGCUGGGAUUUGAGCCAGGACAGCUGAUUAGCUGUCGGCGCAACCCAAUUGAGGUGGACCCAUACACUUAUGAAACCGUGCAGGAGGCUGGGCUGUAUGCCAUGGGCCCACUAGUGGGUGAGAACUUUGUGCGCUUUCUAAAGGGUGGCGCACUAGGCAUUGCAUGUCAUCUUAUGCAAAAGAGGAGGCAAGAGGAGGGAAGCACAUCAAGUCAAGACCUGACCAAUUGUGUCCUGGAUACAUAGAGAGGGGAGCAAGGUGGAGUGUGAAUAACUGA
Messenger RNA from Trichomycterus rosablanca, 1565 nucleotides. It is a transcript of the gene osgn1, whose product is annotated as oxidative stress induced growth inhibitor 1. Lineage: Eukaryota; Metazoa; Chordata; Actinopteri; Siluriformes; Trichomycteridae. The record is from RefSeq and is a predicted model, not a curated record. The transcript has 6 exons. The coding region runs from base 49 to 1533 and encodes 494 amino acids. Gene Ontology annotation, biological process: negative regulation of cell growth. Gene Ontology annotation, molecular function: growth factor activity.